Messenger RNA from Linnemannia hyalina, 2970 nucleotides. The record is from the annotation of a GenBank genome assembly. NCBI's taxonomy places the organism in Eukaryota, Fungi, Mortierellomycota, Mortierellomycetes, Mortierellales, Mortierellaceae.
AUGGUCUACAUGCCACAACCGACAGAACCCACGAGCGCGCCUAUCAAGACCUUCAAGGACCUGCUGGACUGGAAGCCCGGUCAGGACGAGUACAAUGUUGCUCAUACGCCCUUCCAUCCUCGGCCUACACCCUUUGCUCGUCGAACAGGAUCGUCCUUUUCGUCAGAGUUCAAAGAUAAGACUACUCCUGGGCUGAGCAACCAGGCUCAAUUGCGAGACUGCAAGGUCAUUGUUUGCCAUGAUAUGGCUGGAGGCUAUGCAGAGGACGCGAGACCGCAGGGGAACGACUACGACAAGAUCUACAGCAUCCAAUACUGGAACCACGUCGACAUCUUCAUCUACUUCUCCCACUACCGCAUCACAAUCCCGCCUCCCGUUUGGACAAACGCCGCCCACAAGAACGGCGUCCGCAGCAUCGGAACCAUCAUCACCGAAUGGUUACCGGGCAUCCUCGAAAACGACGAAAUGGUCAGCGGGCCGAAUCAGACCCUUGCGGACGAGGAUGGGAACGACACGGUCGAUCGUCGAUGGUUUAGCAAGACCUAUGCUGAUAAGCUGGUGGAUUUGGCAGUGUAUUACAAGUUUGACGGGUGGUUUGUCAAUAUUGAGAGUAUUAUGAGGGGAGGUGUUCAGCAGGUGAACCAGACGAUUGCGUUUCUGAAGUACUUUCGGGAGCAGAUUCAUCAGAGGAUCCCUGGGGGCGAGUUGCAUUGGUAUGACAGUGUUAUUACUUCGACUGGCGAGAUUGCAUGGCAGGAUAAGCUUAGUCCUGAGAACUAUCGCUUCUUUGAGCAGUCCGAUGGUAUCUUCACGAACUAUACGUGGCAGGAGAAAGCUGUAGGCGAGUCUGUGGCCUUGGCAGGUCCGCGUAACCGUGAUGUGUACACAGGAAUUGACAUCUGGGGACGGAACACAUUUGGUGGGGGAGGAUUCACGACCUACAAGGCACUGGAAAUCAUCCAGCGUGAACGCACUUCGUGUGCGCUGUUUGCCCCCGCAUGGACAUACGAGUCUCUUGGGAAAGACGCCUUCAUGACCAACGAUCGACUCUUCUGGACAGGAUACAAUGGUGCUGGGUUCCAUGCCGAGAACCUUCCUCUUUCGUCGUUCUACUUGACGACUUGUUGGAUGCUUGCCACAAAACCAAAGAAGGAUGGGCGAAAGAAGAAGAGUGAUGGCGACAAGGAUAAGGACAAGGAAGAGGAUAACAGUAACUUUCUGCCAGUCUCAGCGUAUAUCCCUUUGAGACCUUCAGGAUGCGCAACGUGGUUCUACAGUAACUUUGAUCGCGGGUUUGGAAACGGGUUCUGGAUUAAUGGCAAGAAAGUAUCUGAGAAAGCUUGGUCGCAUCUCUCGCACCAAUCGCUCUCGCCAUCACUGUCAAAGGAGGUCUUUUCGAUCGAGAGAGGACACGAUGCACUACCCCUUCCAGGUACUCCCAAGGCCGUUCGGUGGAUAUUGUCUCCUGAAAAUGCCUACAAUGGUGGAACAUCCCUUGUUGUCCAAGAGUUUAGUCUGGACAGCUCGACGCCACCCCUCCCACCUCUGCCUAUCCCACCCCCACCAGAGUCGCCACCUACUCUCCCACCUGGACGUGAAGAACCCAAGGACGCUCCGACAAUCCACGACGCGACCCCACUGAGGACAGCCGAUAUUGUUCACACGACUAGGACAAGAUCUAUCAUUGUACCCUUUUUUGACACCCAGAUCUCGCUGUUGAAUGCGCUCGAUUCGACUGUCGAAUUGGUGUUCAAGUCCUGCCAGAGUGACGUUCAAGUCGGAGUGCAUCUUGGGAUGUUGGCUGCUGAGCAGGACAAGGAUGACAGUGGAAAUUCGACAACUAUCGCGUGCAAACUUUCGCGACACGAGCUCUUGGAGGUAUUGGAGCCUAACAUCAAGGCGCAGUGGGAAAGUAUCCCAAUCCCACCAUCGACAAAGACGACAAAGGGAUUCCUGAGUCUUGGAGCGAUCGAAGGCACAGACCGGUCGAAACAACUCGAGACUGUCCUUGCGCUGGACAUUUCUCCGGGGGAGGGCGGGUUUGUGGAUGCGAUCGAGACCCUUGAGGGUGGGUGGCGUCGACUGACUCUUCACAUCUCCAGCCUGUUCUCGGACGCGUUUAGAGAGAAGCGCCAAGAUGAUCUGUCGACCAUUUUCUUGUCCCAGCUCGGCCUCACGUUGACGUAUGAGGGUCAGGCAGUUCCAUCCAGGGCGCCUGAGAAGGAAGAGUCUCGCGCGUUGGUGAUUGUUGGGUCCUUGGCAGUGGUCCCGACGUGGAAUGCGGUUUACAAGGGGUCGUGUGUUCAAGGACUCAAGGCUGAUAAGAGCCAGUUUGUGGUUGUCGAGAAGAACGACAAGUCAGGUUCUACGAUCGAGUCUGUGGUUCAGAACCAACAGCAACAUACACUGGGCGAUAUGUCGAUUCAUGAGCAGCAACAGCCUGAGUCGAUCCGUCCGACAAUGACAGUCCUCAAGGUCUCGUCGAGUAUCACCUGGAAUAUCGGGUACCCGAUUGUCGGUCCUGCAUUGGGGGCAUCGAUAUCGAACAGAUCGUCUUUGCUGGUCGCCGGUGAAGUCUCCCCGGUGGACUACAGCCAUUAUGCCGUAUACUUGUCCCUUGAGCCACGUAACUCGACUAUCGACUCUGUGAGGACGAGCAAGGUUGACGGCAGGACUGGAGGAAAUGGAGAAAAGUUGUUUGUUGGGACGGCGUUCACGAAUCAGUACCAGAUGCUACAGUUCGAAAUACCCAUGGAUCAAGUCAUCCCUAGAUAUUCGUCACGGUUGCCAGAUGACGCCACUACUAUUGCCGUCACGACAACACCUACAACGACAGAUGUGCAGCGACUGUUGACAUAUGUGGAGGUGAUGGAUCAGAGUCGUCGAUCGAUCUGGAUGUGGGUCCAAGGCAUCCGUCGAGACGGCCGAGCAGAUAAGCCUCAGGACUGGGCGGUCGGGCAGCUUCUUUAG